Molecule: messenger RNA, 1168 nt
Organism: Rhinichthys klamathensis goyatoka
Lineage: Eukaryota; Metazoa; Chordata; Actinopteri; Cypriniformes; Leuciscidae
Product: cytokine receptor common subunit gamma-like
Exons: 8
Coding region: 81-1160 (359 amino acids)
Biological process (GO): cytokine-mediated signaling pathway
Cellular component (GO): external side of plasma membrane
Molecular function (GO): protein binding; cytokine receptor activity
Source: RefSeq, a predicted model, not a curated record
CAAAGAGCGGAUACGUUUAGAACAGAACAGGAAAGAUAGAAACAGACACAAAACCAGUGAGUUAUGUAAACCUUUCCAAGAUGAUAUUACUAUUAGUCAGUCUUUUCCUUGGGAAUAGUCCUUCAUUUACAUUUUCAGCAUCAUCCGAACCGAAAAUAAACUGCCUUAUCAUAAAUCUGGACUAUGUUAACUGCACAUGGAGUGAGCUUGGGCUCAAGUACAAUUACAGUUUCAAGAGCAGGUUUUUGCAUCACGAAAUUCUGGAUUGUUCUACAUAUCACAAGAUUAACAGUGUUAAUGUGGGCUGCGCGUUUCCCUAUCCCGAAAAAGGACGUUUUAAUUCGUUGAACACAUGGCUGUACAGUGACAACGGCAGUUUGGUGACAGAGCAGAACCAUUCUCUAAAAGAAUAUGUGAAGCUUAACCCUCCGUUCAACCUGUCUCUGGUGGAGAGAAAAGAUACUGAACUGUGGCUGUACUGGAAUGUCACCAAUGAUGACAGCUGUAUUGAGAGUGAAGUUCGUCACAGGACAGACAACAACUGGAAGAACACCUCUCCGGGCAGCAGGAGUUCCUUCGUUUUGUCUUUUCCCUCCAAAAAACGGUAUGAGUUCCAGGUCAGGGCUCGAAUCUCAUCAUCCUGCGGAGAGUCCAAGUUUUGGAGCGACUGGAGUGAGUCUGUGUACAAGACCAACGACACAGAGAGUCUGGCUCCCAUGUCUGUGACGACACUGGUGCUGUAUACAGUGGGAGGCGCAAUAAUACUCGUCAUACUCGCCUGCUUGCUGGUCCAAAGUGAGAGAUUAAGAAUAAUUUUAAUACCAGUGGUACCAAAUGCAGGACGAAAUGUAAGCCAAUACCUUGCAUCCCUUUUUGACAAUUAUGAUGGCAAUAUAGAGAAAUGGCUGUCCAUGCCUAAAGAUCUGGAGAACGGCUUCAAACCCAAUUUCACAGAGCGUGCCUGUCCUGUGCGCGAGUACAGAAUGGUGUCCCAGUCCAGCAGUGACAGUGAAAGCAUCCUCUCAAACCCAACAGACCUGUCGUCAGAUUACCAAUCCAUGCAUAGCUAUUCAUCAGCCUCCACCAUACCUGGACCUGCUGAAGCCCUACCAACCCAGGACCCAUCUCAAGUGGAUAACCCAGUAUCUGUCUUAAUCUGACUGAGGCA